Molecule: messenger RNA, 2150 nt
Organism: Xenia sp. Carnegie-2017
Lineage: Eukaryota; Metazoa; Cnidaria; Anthozoa; Malacalcyonacea; Xeniidae
Product: mitochondrial potassium channel ATP-binding subunit-like
Exons: 11
Coding region: 1-1995 (664 amino acids)
Biological process (GO): transmembrane transport
Cellular component (GO): membrane
Molecular function (GO): ABC-type oligopeptide transporter activity; ATP binding; ATP hydrolysis activity
Source: RefSeq, a predicted model, not a curated record
AUGGCAUAUGGUUUGUUAAGUGCUGGAAUGAAAGUGUGUUUUCGUCGUGUGUUUCUUCAAGAUAAGGCUUGGAAACUUCAAAGUCGUUUAAACAGGCAUCGAUUUAGUGGAUUGGAGGAUUGUGUCAAGAGAAAACUCGCCCUGGCACACUGUUCUGCACGACUAAACUGCAGAAAUAAUGAGAGAAAUAUAAAGCAAAUUGAUGAAAGAUCAAAAAAAUCUUCACAACUAUAUUUUAUUGAUUUUCUUAAGUUCUUACUCCCAGAUCUCUGGUUAUUGUUGUUGGCCAGUUUAUGUGCCUUUGGUGUUGCUAUUGUUAAUGUGAGGUUACCUUUGUUUCUUGGUGAACUAGUGAAUAAAGUAUCUUCAUUAUCUGGUCAAACAGCUGCUGAUUAUGCCAAGAUACUAAAAGAUCCUGCAAAACAACUUGUUCAUAUUUAUCUUGCGCAGGGAAUUUUAACAUUUGUUUAUAUCAGUCUUCUCUCUUCAUUUGGUGAAAGGCUUGCAGCCCGUUUAAGAAAUAAUCUAUUUUCAUCAUUAGUGAAACAGGAUGUUCAGUUCUUUGACAGUCAUAAGACAGGAGAACUUAUCAGUAGGUUAAGUUCAGAUGUACAAGAUUUCAAGAGUGCAUUUAAACAGAUCAUAUCACAAGGUUUACGAAGUGCUACACAAACAAUUGGAUGUGUUAUUACUCUUGUUAUGUUAUCACCAAAACUCACACUUUUGAUUGGUAGCCUUGUUCCAUCUGUUAUCAUAUGUGGUACACUCCUUGGUUCUGUCCUUAGAAAAAUGUCUCUUGAAUCACAUGAACAGCUUGCCACUGCCUUGGCUGUUGCAGAUGAAUCUAUUGGUAAUGUUAGGACAGUGAAAGCAUUUGCAAUGGAAGAAAAAGAAAUUUGUUCAUAUACUAAAGAAGUCGAGAAGUCACGAAGACUUAAUGAAGCGCUAGGAAUGGGUAUUGGUGCCUUUCAAGGUCUCAGUAAUAUAACCAUUAACUCUCUGACUUUGGUUGUUCUCUACGUUGGAGGAUCAUUAAUGAUUAGCGAUCAACUUACACCAGGAAAUCUUAUGAGUUUUUUAGCUUCUACUCAACUUAUUCAGCGCUCAAUGGCAAAUAUCUCCGUUCUUUUUGGCCAAGUUAUUCGUGGUAUAAGUGCUGGAUCACGCGUGUUUGAAUAUAUGGUACUAAAACCAAAAAUCAGUGAUGAAGACGGUCUAUGCCCAGAGUUAACAUCUAUGUUAGGGGAGAUUGUGUUUAGUAAUGUGGAUUUUGAAUACCCAACUAGGCCUGGUCAAUCUGUUCUUCAAGGUUUAAACUUGAAGGUACCUGCAGGACACAUGGUCGCAUUGUGUGGUCUCAGUGGAUCAGGGAAAUCAACUGUCGCCUCGCUCAUUGAGAGAUUUUACGAUGUAAACUAUGGUUCCAUUACAAUUGAUGGGCACAAUGUGAAAACAUUAAAUCCAGCUUGGAUACGAGGGGAACUUGUUGGAUACAUAAAUCAAGAACCUGUACUUUUUGCAACAUCUGUUAUGGAGAACAUUCGUUAUGGCAAACCAAGUGCCACUGAUGCGCAGGUAUUCAAAGCAGCAAAACAAGCAAAUGCGCAUGACUUUAUUGAAAAAUUUCCCGAUGGAUAUGAGACUAUUUUGGGAGAACGAGGUGUGACAGUUUCAGGGGGGCAAAGACAGAGAAUAGCUAUUGCUAGAGCUUUGUUAAAGAAUCCUAAAAUUUUGAUCCUUGAUGAAGCCACAAGUGCAUUGGACGCCGAAUCAGAGCGUGUUGUACAAGAGGCUUUAGAUGAAUUAACUGAAGGACGUACAGUAUUAGUGAUUGCUCAUCGUCUAAGUACCAUCCAAGAAGCAGACUCGAUAGCUGUUCUCUCAGCUGGUAAAAUCAAAGAAAUCGGAUCACAUAUUCAACUCAUGAAGCAGAAUGGAUUAUAUUCUGAGUUGGUUCGACGGCAGACUAUUUUAUUUCAUCAUCAUCACCAGUAAGCAUAUAACGUUAUUAUAUAUAUUUUUAAUACAUAUACGUCUACUUUACAAGAUUGAAUUUACCCACAAUAUAAAUCAACUACAUAUUAAAGCUAUUCAUUAUCUUUCGUCUUUAUAAAACGAUCGAUGUAAAACAAAACACAUCAUACAAACAA